CGCACGACUGUGCCACGCUUCGAUUGCUCGAGGCUCAUUGGCUUCUCGGCAUUCGUUUUUUUAGCCUUGUCCGGGCAACAUGGCGGCUGUGUUGGAUGCUGGUUCUGCAUUGCAGUUUGAGGAGCUGCUUCAGAAAAGUGAGAAAUCACUUUUAGUUGUACAUUUUUGGGCACCAUGGGCUCCACAAUGCUCCCAAAUGAAUGAUGUUAUGGUUGAAUUGGCCAAGGACCAGCCUCAAGUUACGUUUGUAAAGCUUGAAGCAGAAGCCGUUCCAGAAGUGUCAGAAAAGUACAAAAUUACCUCGGUGCCAACCUUUUUGUUUUUUAAGAAUUCCCAGAAGAUUGACAGACUAGAUGGAGCACAUGCUCCCGAGCUGACCAAGCGUGUCCAGCGGUAUGCCUCAAGUACAUCUUUCCCACCAGCCCCAAACAAUACCCCCAAAGAAGACCUCAACGUUAGGCUGAAGAAGCUCAUUAAUGCAGCUCCUUGUAUGUUGUUCAUGAAAGGUUCUGCCCAGGAGCCCAGAUGCGGAUUUAGCAGGCAAAUCGUGGAUAUCCUUAACAGGCACAAGGUCCAGUUUAGCAGUUUUGAUAUAUUGUCCGAUGAUGAAGUACGCCAGGGGCUCAAAACAUUUUCCAACUGGCCCACCUAUCCUCAGUUGUAUGUCAGUGGUGAGCUGAUCGGAGGACUGGACAUUGUAAAAGAACUUGUGGAGUCUGGGGAGUUGGACAAAAUUUGUCCCAAGGCCCAAAACCUAGAAGACAGACUCAAGGCACUUAUAAAUAAAGCUCCCGUUAUUCUCUUUAUGAAAGGGAACAAGCAGAUGGCAAAAUGUGGAUUUAGCAGGCAGAUUCUAGAAAUACUGAACAACGCGGGUGUUGAAUAUGAAACUUUUGAUAUUCUGGAGGAUGAAGAAGUGCGACAAGGAUUAAAGACCUACUCCAACUGGCCUACCUAUCCUCAGCUUUACGUGAAAGGGGAACUGAUUGGAGGCUUGGAUAUUGUCAAGGAAUUAAAAGAGAAUGGUGAGCUGACUACUGUUCUAAAAGGUGAAUAGUACCGAUAUGGAGAAACUCAAAGGGACCUGACCCCCGCAAAACCCCAAGAAAUUAUACUACGUUAGUCCAACUCUCUGGCAUCAAACAUGGACUUUUAUUGUUAAUUGUAGGCUGUUCUACAUUAUCUUCCGGAUACCAUUGAAUUGGCAAGGAAAACUGUUCCCAGGUGUUCUUGUGGAAUCAAAAUAUGUUAAAAUCCUUAGAGUUUUAAUUUAAUAAAUAUUGUCACAAUCA
Molecule: messenger RNA, 1292 nt
Organism: Spea bombifrons (plains spadefoot toad)
Lineage: Eukaryota; Metazoa; Chordata; Amphibia; Anura; Pelobatidae
Gene: GLRX3
Product: glutaredoxin 3
Exons: 11
Coding region: 80-1057 (325 amino acids)
Source: RefSeq, a predicted model, not a curated record